CCAGGAAAAAAAAUCAUAAACAAAUCAUCUUUGGUAGAACACUAAUUCCAAACGAUUGUCGCGGUACAAGGCUGCAGUAAUCAAUUUGCAACGGUUGAAAUAUCCGGAAAUUAAACGUUUUUAUUAAACAAUGGCUGGCUUUAAUCCGGUGGACAUGGUGGAAGAGGAUGCGGCCGACUUGCAGUUUCCUAAAGAAUUCGAAAGCGCCGAAACUCUUCUGAUCAGUGAAGUUCACAUGCUUCUGGAGCAUCGAAAGAAUCAAAACGAAUCCUCAGAGGAAGAACAAGAGUUUUCCGAAGUGUUUCACAAAACAUACACCUACACGAACGAAUUCCGUAAAUUUCGCAACAAGGAAACCAUUGCGAGCGUUAGAAGUUUGCUCAUGCAGAAAAAACUUCACAAGUUUGAACUCGCAGCACUGGGAAACCUUUGCCCAGCUUCGCCGGAAGAAGCAAAAGCUCUUAUUCCCUCGCUCGAGGGUCGCUUUGAGGAUGACGAACUGCAACAGAUAUUGGACGACAUCGGCACAAAACGCAGUUUGCAAUACUAAUCCUUGAGCAUCCUACGUUUCUUAGUAGGGCACAUUGUAACUAAAUGCAUCAGCCAAUCCCGUAACUGUAAAGUGAAUAGCGAAAUGCAAAGAUACAUCAAAUAACAA
Molecule: messenger RNA, 658 nt
Organism: Anopheles funestus (African malaria mosquito)
Lineage: Eukaryota; Metazoa; Arthropoda; Insecta; Diptera; Culicidae
Gene: Polr2D
Product: DNA-directed RNA polymerase II subunit Rpb4
Exons: 3
Coding region: 131-550 (139 amino acids)
Biological process (GO): positive regulation of translational initiation; nuclear-transcribed mRNA catabolic process, deadenylation-dependent decay; mRNA export from nucleus in response to heat stress
Cellular component (GO): P-body; RNA polymerase II, core complex
Molecular function (GO): nucleotide binding; translation initiation factor binding
Source: RefSeq, a predicted model, not a curated record